Raphanus sativus (radish) is the source of this 1085-nucleotide messenger RNA. Its product is annotated as photosystem I chlorophyll a/b-binding protein 2, chloroplastic. Gene Ontology annotation, cellular component: membrane. The record is from RefSeq and is a predicted model, not a curated record. Bases 115 to 885 code for a protein of 256 amino acids. Gene Ontology annotation, biological process: photosynthesis, light harvesting in photosystem I; response to light stimulus. NCBI's taxonomy places the organism in Eukaryota, Viridiplantae, Streptophyta, Magnoliopsida, Brassicales, Brassicaceae. The transcript has 4 exons.
AUCUAGUUUUGUCAUCAAAGAACUUAAUAGUUUAUACAUCAUUCCUUCCUCCCUUCUUCUUCUCCUAACACUUUUGAGUCUUGAAGAAAGGUCAUCAUCAUCAACGUGAGAAUAAUGGCUUCUCUUUGUGCUUCUUCUGCCAUUGCCGCCAUAUCUUCUCCUAGCUUCUUGGGAGGCAAGAAACUAAGGCUGAACAAGAAGUUGAGUGUUCCAGCUGUUUCCAAAUCAGCUGGGUCUGUGCGGGCCGUUGCAGCGGAUCCCGAGAGACCAAUCUGGUUCCCUGGAAGCACUCCUCCAGAGUGGCUCGACGGUAGCCUCCCUGGUGACUUCGGAUUCGAUCCUCUUGGUCUUUCAUCUGACCCGGAUAGUCUAAAAUGGAACGUACAAGCAGAGAUAGUUCACUGCAGGUGGGCAAUGCUAGGCGCCGCCGGGAUUUUUAUCCCGGAGUUUCUAACCAAGAUCGGGAUCCUCAACACUCCCUCCUGGUACACCGCCGGAGAGCAAGAGUAUUUCACGGACAAGACCACACUCUUCGUUGUUGAGCUCAUCUUAAUAGGAUGGGCCGAGGGUCGUAGAUGGGCCGAUAUCAUUAAGCCCGGUAGCGUCAACACUGACCCAAUCUUCCCAAACAACAAACUGACGGGUACAGACGUUGGAUACCCGGGUGGGUUAUGGUUCGACCCGUUGGGUUGGGGAUCUGGUAGCCCGGCUAAGAUCAAGGAGCUGAGGACUAAAGAGAUCAAGAACGGAAGGUUGGCUAUGUUGGCAGUGAUGGGUGCUUGGUUCCAACAUAUAUACACUGGGACUGGUCCUAUCGAUAACCUUUUUGCACAUCUUGCUGAUCCUGGUCAUGCUACUAUCUUCGCUGCUUUCACACCCAAGUGAGACGUCAAGAAAGGAGGAUUUGGGAGGGAGAAUGCGUUUAUGUGAUCAUGUUUGUACAAAUAUGGUUUUUGAACUUAAAAUAUUAUGUAUUUAAGCAAAUGGUGGUCGAAUGGAAGUUAGGGUUCGCCGUGACACUACUCUUUUCCUGACUAAAUGCUCAUACAUUGUGAUUCGUGGUAUGAGAGUCAAUCUUUUCUAUU